This is a messenger RNA of Akanthomyces muscarius, 2226 nucleotides long. RefSeq lists its product as uncharacterized. NCBI's taxonomy places the organism in Eukaryota, Fungi, Ascomycota, Sordariomycetes, Hypocreales, Cordycipitaceae. Bases 1 to 2226 code for a protein of 741 amino acids. Gene Ontology annotation, biological process: triterpenoid biosynthetic process; ergosterol biosynthetic process. Gene Ontology annotation, cellular component: lipid droplet. The transcript is spliced from 2 exons. Gene Ontology annotation, molecular function: lanosterol synthase activity. The record is from RefSeq and is a predicted model, not a curated record.
AUGGCGACAGCGACCGGCCGAGAGACUCGUGCCUCUGCGCGAAAGCGCACCAGCGACAGCGACCGUGGCACCAAGAAGCCCAAAAUCGAGGGCAAGACAGACUAUGCGCGCUGGCGCCUCAAGGACGACGACAGUCGCCACACAUGGCACUAUCUGACUGAUGAUAACGAGCUGGAGAAAUGGCCCCAGAGCACUGCAGAAAAGUACUACAUGAACUUGCCGUUGGGCCUACCCGACCUCCCGAAAGCGACUACAGCUAUUGAUGCUGCAAAUAAUGGAGCCAACUUUUUCGAGAAGCUGCAAUUGCCCUCGGGCCACUGGGGCUGCGAGUAUGGCGGCCCCAUGUUUCUGCUGCCAUGCGUUGUCUGCGCUUGGUACAUCACCAAGACGCCCAUUCCCGACGCCUACGCCAUCGAGAUCAAAAACUAUCUUGCCGCGCGAGCGAACCCCAAGGAUGGAGGCUGGGGUCUGCACAUUGAGGGCGAGAGCACCGUCUUUGGCACCAGUCUCAAUUAUACAGUACUGCGCCUCGUCGGCGUCGACCCCGAGGACCCCAUUAUGGUCAAGGCGCGAGGCACCCUGCAUAAGCUCGGCGGCGCCCUGUAUGCCCCUCACUGGGCCAAGUUUUGGCUGGCCACGCUCGGCGUCAUGAGCUGGGACACUGUCAACCCCGUGCCGCCCGAGAUCUGGCUCCUGCCGGACUGGGUACCAAUUGCGCCGUGGCGCUGGUGGAUUCACAUUCGACAGGUCUUCCUGCCCAUGAGCUACGUAUACUCGAAGAAAUGGAGCUGUCCAGAGGACGAUAUUAUCCGAGGUCUCCGGGAAGAGCUCUUUGCUGAGCCGCAUGCCGAGAUCGACUGGGCCAGCCACCGCAACAGCAUUGCGCCCGGAGACAACUACCACCCCAAGUCUUGGCUGCUGAACAGCGUCAACUGGGCUCUUGUCAAUGUUUACAAUCCUUAUAUUCGACCCAACUUUAUCAAGAACAAGGCCGAAGCGUGGGUCAGCCAGCUUGUCGACAUGGAGGACGCCAACACAGACUACGCAGACCUGGCCCCCGUCAACGCGCCCAUGAACACGGUCGUCUGCUACAUCAGAGAUGGCCCGGACGCGUUCUCGGUAAAACGCCACAUUGAGCGACUGGAAGAGUUCCUGUGGGUCAAGGACGAAGGCAUGCUAGUCAACGGCACCAACGGCGUGCAGUGCUGGGACACGGCGUUCCUCAUUCAAGCCCUGGUCGAGGCCGGCCUGCACACCGACAAGCGCUGGCGGCCGAUGCUGCUCAAGGCUCUCCACUACCUCGACCGGCAGCAGAUCCGCGACAACUGCGUCGACCAGGAAAAGUGCUACCGGCAGCAGCGCAAGGGCGGGUGGCCGUUCAGCAACCGCGACCAGGGCUACGGCGUCAGCGACUGCAUAUCCGAGGCGCUCAAGGGCAUCAUACUGCUGCAAAAGACGGACGGCUACCCGACGGCGCUGGAGGACCAGCGCAUCUUUGACGCCGUCGACACGCUGCUGCUGUACCAGAACAGCAACGGCGCGCUGUCGUCGUACGAGGCGCGCCGCGGCGGCGAGUACAUGGAGCUGCUCAACGCGGCCGAGGUCUUUGGACGCAUCAUGAUUGAGUACGACUACCCCGAGUGCACGACGGCGUGCGUCACGGCGCUGUCCCUCUUCAACAAGCACUGGCCGGACUACCGCGGCUCCGAGAUCAAGACGUUUAUCCGCCGCGCCACCAACUGGAUCCGUACCAACCAGCGCCUCGACGGAAGCUGGUACGGCAGCUGGGGCAUCUGCUUCACGUACGCGACCAUGUUUGCGCUCGAGAGCAUGGCCAGCGUCGGCGAGACGUACGCCAACAGCUACAUCGCCAGCAAGGGCUGCGCGUUCCUGCUCUCCAAGCAGCGUGCCGACGGCGGCUGGUCCGAGAGCUACAAGGCGUGCGAGACGAUGACGUACGUCGAGCACCCGAUGGGCUCGCUGGUGGUGCAGACGGCGUGGGCCCUCAUCGGGCUCAUGGAGGCCGAGUACCCGCACGUCGAGCCGCUGAAGAAGGGCAUCAAGCUCAUCAUGGACCGGCAGCAGGCCAACGGCGAGUGGCUGCAGGAGGCGAUUGAGGGCGUCUUCAACAAGUCGUGCAUGAUUUCGUACCCCAAUUACAAGUUUACGUUUACCAUGAAGGCCCUCGGCAUGUUUGCGAAGCGAUUCCCCGACGAGAAGUUUUAG